Messenger RNA from Rhinolophus ferrumequinum (greater horseshoe bat), 2371 nucleotides. It is a transcript of the gene NRROS, whose product is annotated as negative regulator of reactive oxygen species. The transcript is spliced from 3 exons. Gene Ontology annotation, molecular function: protein binding. Lineage: Eukaryota; Metazoa; Chordata; Mammalia; Chiroptera; Rhinolophidae. The record is from RefSeq and is a predicted model, not a curated record. Bases 57 to 2135 code for a protein of 692 amino acids. Gene Ontology annotation, cellular component: extracellular matrix.
GGAGAGGAUGCGCCCGGCGGAGCCGCCUGGGCCUGCGGGAGCCUGCUGCACUUGAGAUGGAGUUACUGCCUUUCUGGCUCUGCUUGGGUUUUCACUUCUUGACAGUGGAAUGGAAGAACCGAAGUGGAAUGGUCACAGCAGCUUCCCAAGGGGGCUGCAAGUUGGUGGAUGGAGUCGCUGACUGUCGAGGGCAGAACCUUGCUUCGGUGCCCAGCAAUCUCCGGCCCUACCCCCGCACGCUCAUCCUGGACGCCAACCCUCUCAAGACCCUGUGGAAUCAUUCCCUCCAGCAUUACCCUCUCCUGGAGACCCUCAGUCUGCAUAGCUGUCAGCUGGAGCGCAUUGGUCGUGACGCCUUCCAGGAGCAGGUCCACCUGCGAAGCCUGGCGCUGCCUGACAACGCCCUCUCUGAGAGCUACAAGGAGACAGCAGCUGCCUUCCGCAGGCUACAGGGUUUGUGGAGGCUGGACUUGUCGGGAAACUCCCUGACGGAAGACAUGGUGGCCCUCAUGCUCCAGAACCUCUCUUCACUCGAGUCUGUGUGCCUGGCAAGGAACACCAUCAUGAGGCUUGAUGAUUCUGUCUUUGAGGGCCUCGGGCACCUCCGGGAACUGGAUUUGCAGAGGAACUACAUCUUUGAGAUUGAGGGUGGUGCCUUCGAUGGCUUGACUGAACUGAGACACCUCAACUUGGCCUAUAACAACCUCCCUUGCAUUGUGGACUUCAGCCUCACGCAUCUUCGGCUCCUCAACGUCAGCUACAACGUCCUUGAAUGGUUCCUGGCAUCAGCGGAAGAGGCUGCCUUUGAGCUGGAGACACUGGACCUCUCUCACAAUCAGCUGCUGUUUUUCCCGCUCCUGCCCCAGUCCAGCAAGUUGCACACACUCCUGCUACGGGACAACAACAUGGGCUUCUACAGGGACCUGUACAAUAUCUCGUCACCGCAGGAGAUGGUGGCCCAGUUCCUCCUUGUGGACGGCAACGUGACCAAUAUCACCACAGUCAACCUCUGGGAAGAAUUUGCUUCCAGUGACCUUGCCGAUCUACGCUUCCUGGAUCUGAGCCAGAACCAGUUCCAAUACCUGCCCAAUGGCUUCUUAAAGAAAAUGCCCGUCCUCUCCCACCUGAAUCUCAACCAGAAUUGCCUGAUUACGCUCCACAUCCGGGAGCAUGAGCCCCCAGAAGCACUCACGGAGCUGGACCUGAGCCAGAACCAGCUCUCAGAGCUGCACUUGGCUCCGGGGCUCCCUGGCUGCCUGAGGAGCCUCCGGUCAUUCAACCUGAGCUCCAACCAGCUCCUGGGUGUCCCUACUGGCCUUUUUGCCGAUGCCAGUAACAUCACUACAGUUGACAUGAGCCACAAUCAGAUCUCACUUUGUCCCCAGCCAGCUGGCUUAGCAAGCAUGGGCCCCCCUAGUUGUGUGGAUUUCAGGAAUGUGACAUCUUUGAGGAGCCUCUCUCUGGAGGGCUGUGGGCUGGGAGCUUUACAAGACUGCUCCUUCCAGGGAACCACCCUCACUCAUUUAGACCUGUCUGGCAACUGGGGGGUUCUGAAUGGGAGCACUGCCCCUCUCCAGAAUAUUGCCCCCACAUUACAGGUCCUGUCUCUCAAAAACGUGGGCCUCAGUUCUAGCUUCAUGGAGUUGGACUUCUCUGGGUUUAGGAAUCUGAGGGACUUGGAUCUGUCGGGAAAUUCCUUGACCAGUUUCCCAAGGUUCAGGGGCAGCCUGGCCCUGCAGACCCUAGAUCUUCGCAGGAACUCGCUCACAGCCAUUCCCCAGAGGGCUGUGUCUGAGCAGCUCAUGAGAAGUCUGCGGACCAUCUACCUCAGUCAGAAUCCAUAUGACUGCUGUUGGGUGGAGGGCUGGGGGGACCUACAGCGUCUGCACAGUAUCGCCGACGUGGCCAUGGUCACUUGCAACCUCUCCUCCAAGGUCAUUCGCCUGAUAGACCUGCCCAGAGGCACGCCUCAGGAUUGUAAAUGGGAAAGGGUGGACAUGGGCCUGCUGUACCUUGUGCUCAUUCUCCCCAGCUGCCUCACCCUGCUGGUGGCCUGCACCGUCAUAUUUCUCACUUUUAAGAAACCUCUGCUUCAGGUAAUCAAGAGCCGCUGCCACUGGUCCUCCGUAUACUGACCUGGCUACGAGCCAAGGUUAGAAAUUUGGUCCGUGCAUGGAAAAACACUUUGUCUGCCAGAUUUCAAGAUCUGAUGCAGAGGACAAAUCUGAUGAAUUGAGGUUUAAAUUAAAGUGUAAAAUGUUUCCAUCCCUUAGUCACCCCAAGUUCUUCCUCCAUCAUUAUGAUUCAUCCUUAUUAUCCUGGUAAAAUAUUUAUUAAGCGACAUUUUACAAAAACAAAAAACAUGUCUCAU